This is a messenger RNA of Ceraceosorus bombacis, 276 nucleotides long. The record is from the annotation of a GenBank genome assembly. NCBI's taxonomy places the organism in Eukaryota, Fungi, Basidiomycota, Exobasidiomycetes, Ceraceosorales, Ceraceosoraceae.
AUGUAUCCGGCACGGGUGUGGGGGUGGGGGUGGGAACAUGGUGAGCAUAACGGCGCCGAGUGUUGUGUGGGUCGAUCAGGAGACUGUGGUUGUCCGCGUCGCGUGAGCGUGUCUGUUGACGCGUGCUUCAUCCGGGCCUCUCGUGACUUCGGACCAGCAUCCUGGGAUGUGCCUUGCAGUAGCGUCCUCCACGCUGUCAUGCCCGACUGCGCCGAGCUGGUCGAUGAGGAGUCGACAGUCGCAUAUGCUGUAGAGCGCCGUUUGAAGCCUUUUUAA